UCCCCCAUCAGUUGUACUACACACUAGAGUCCAACAGGUGGCGGUAUUGCGUCCAUCUGCAGGCUGGAUGCCAAGAAGAAGAGAACGAAGGAAAAACGAUCAAUUAAAAAAGCAACAACAGCCGCAGGGAGAAUGGUUAGCAUCCGAGCUAAGUGAGAAGCUAACCCCAGGACACAAGAAGCAAAUGGUUCCCCUUUAGAGAAAAGGAUAAAGGGCGUCAUCUUCAUCAUGUCAGCGUUUACCUGGGAGGUUGUUGAUGAUCACUUUCUCAUUAACAAGGAAGGAAACUUCAACCCUGACAAGAAGAAACCAAAUGACCCAGAGAGGAAAGAACGAGAACGACCAGAACCAAAGCUGAUGACGGAGAUCAAAGAGGAAGAACACCAACAGGUAGAACUGUUUGAUGAUGCAGAGCAGGUUGUUGUGAAACAGGAGACUGACUCCUUCACGGUGAAUCCUCCUCUGGAGAAUACAGAACCAGAUGAGGAACAUCAGCCAGUCAAGGAAGAGCAGGUUGAACUGAGCAUCUCUAACAAGGUGGUGAAGCAGGAGGCCGAAACCUUUACGGUUCCUCCUACUGAGGUUCUCCUCCACGGAGAACCAGAACUUAAGAUGAUCCAGGCGAAGGAGGAACUGGGAUCUGAAGAGGUUAAAGAGGAACAGGAGGAUCUUUCCAGUAAUCCUGAUGAAGACCAGAACCAAAUCCUCUCUACAAACUCAACUGAUGACGACAAUCAGCAAGAAAGUGACCACAGUGAGACGCUGCAUAUUUGCAAAGUGUGUAAGAAAUCCUUUGAAAGUAGCAUUCAUUUGGCCGAUCACACAAGAAGUCACUCUGGUGAAAAACCCUUCCAGUGUCUGUCCUGUGGAAAAGCUUUCACCAAACAAAACAACUUGGCCGUCCACAUUAGAACCCACACAGGCGAGAAGCCGUUCUCCUGCCCCACUUGUGGAAAAGGUUUUACCCAGAAAGGUAACUUGAGCGUUCACAUGGCAACGCACACGGGCGAGAAGCCGUUCUCCUGCUCGACUUGUGGAAAAGGUUUCACUCAGAAAAGUAACCUCCACAUUCACAUGAGAACCCACUCGGGCGAGAAGAUGUUCCCAUGCGAGCUGUGCAGCAAAUCCUUCAGCUUCGGUUGCCAGUUGGCUACUCAUAUGAGAAUGCAUACAGGCGAGAAACCGUUCCUCUGUGUGGCGUGUGGAAAACGCUUCUCACAGCAAAACUACUUGACUGUCCACAUGAAAAUCCACACGGGUGAGAGGCCUUUCUCCUGUCCCACUUGUGGAAAGAGUUUUAUCAAGGAGUGGAACUUGACUGUUCACAUACGAUGCCACACAGGUGAGAAGCCGUAUCCUUGUGAAGUUUGUGGUAAAUCCUUCAUCAAUAAAAGUCAUCUGACCAACCACAUGAGGACUCAUACAUGUGAGAAGCCAUUCUCCUGCCUGACUUGUGGAAAGAGUUUCACCAAACAGGGUAACCUGACCGAUCACAUAAGAAGCCACACAGGCGAGAAGCCAUAUCCGUGCAAAGUGUGCAGCAAGUCGUUUGUCAACAAAAGCCAUUUGACCAACCACUUGAGGACUCACACCGGGGAGAAGCCGUACGACUGCAAGCUGUGUGGCAAAUCUUUCACAGACUGCAGCAGCAUAGCUCAGCACAUGAAAACACACACAGGGGAGAAGCCAUAUCCUUGUGAUGUUUGUGGUAAAUCCUUCCGCAACAGCAAUCACCUGGCUUGUCACGUGAGAACCCACACAGGAGAGAAGCCUUUUUCAUGUCCGAUCUGCAGAAAAAGUUUUACCCAGAAAGGGAACUUGAGUAUUCAUGUGAAAACUCACACAGGCGAGAACACACAAGCGUGAGAAGGAGCAUUCUGCGAUUUAAAUCCUUCUGUUCAACAUGUGUAUAUAGUACAACUAUUGUUAUCUUAGCCUUCUGAGAAAAAUACUUAAGUCUAAAGCUGUUUUCAUACCUGAUGGUCCGGUAGACUCGGUUCUGUUCAAGUAGGGAUGUCUGGAAACCAAGUUGGUUUUUCUCAAGAGCCAUGAAAAUUCAACUUGUUCUUUUUUAAAAUAUCACCAGCUCACUUCUCUGCAUCAGACUUUCACUGAUUUAUUUAUUGUCAUAAGAUGCUUGUUGUAACCGACAAUAUCAGAAAACUUAAUAAGCACUUAGAAAAACUGGUUUUUCAAAAUAAGAGCAUCAACAUAAAUCACACUGUUUGAAUAACUAGGGAAUUUUAUGAGAUGUUUCUAAAUAUUUCCACCUUACCAUUACAGUAAAAAACUAAACCUGUUUUGGUUACUGAAAUACUUUGAACCUGACAUAAGCAGUUAAAAACAAAUAAUAAAGAAAUAGAAUUAAAAUUCAUAUUAUUAUUAAACUGGUCCUGAGACAGAGGAUGGCAUCCUUCAUCUUUUAUUAUUAUUAUUUGUAUAUAUUUAUGUUGUCACUUUUUCAACUAUGUGCUGUAAACAAAUUAAUAAAAUUCUCCUGAAAUGUA
Poecilia reticulata (guppy) is the source of this 2507-nucleotide messenger RNA. RefSeq lists its product as uncharacterized. The record is from RefSeq and is a predicted model, not a curated record. Gene Ontology annotation, biological process: regulation of transcription by RNA polymerase II. Gene Ontology annotation, molecular function: DNA-binding transcription factor activity, RNA polymerase II-specific; RNA polymerase II cis-regulatory region sequence-specific DNA binding. Lineage: Eukaryota; Metazoa; Chordata; Actinopteri; Cyprinodontiformes; Poeciliidae.